AAAAAAAGUCUCUUGGGAUUGAUCCCAGCGCUGGCAGCCGGAUUGUUUCCUCCUGGAAAGUGAAGCUGCGGGAUCGACGACGACGUCCCGGCGAGAUAAAACCUGCGUGGCCAUGGCAGAGCCCAGCUCCUGCUCCACCCGGGGCUCCCAUCCCGUAGGAAACAGGGAAAUGCCGUUGGCUUGACGGGGGAAUAUUGUUUUUUAACCAGGGUGCUGGGAUCUGGAGCCGGGGGGGGACGACGGGGAAGGGGGUCAACUUGGACAUCGGGCCCUCGGCCUCACUUCAGAGGGGGUUUUUAAUUCCCCAGGAUUUUUUUCUUUAUUUCCCUGAGAAUCCGGCCAAGCGGUGCCCACGGUCUCGCCGUGGGAUUGGUUUUUUUUGGCUGUGGGGGUUGCAUUCUGCUGUGACCCCCCCUCUUUCCCUACUCUACCUCCUUUUCCACCCCCCCCCGCCUCCCUCCCUCCCGCCGGAGACCGGCCAUGGCGUUGAAAGCCAGAGCUCUUUACAACUUCCAAAGUGAAAACAAAGAGGAGAUCAGCAUCCAGGAGAACGAGGAGCUCGUCAUCUUCAGCGAGAACUCCCUGGACGGGUGGUUACAGGGUCAAAACAGCCGUGGGGAGACCGGCCUCUUCCCUGCCUCCUACGUCGAGAUCCUCCGCUCCCGCUCGGGCUCCAACUACACGGACUAUUCCAGCAGCCCGGCCGGCUCCCCCGGCCAUGACUCCUCCUUCUACACAACCUCUUCCAACCCCGGCAUCUCCUACCAGGGCAGUUUUGAGGAUGAUGAUGAUGAUGAUUGGGAUGACUGGGAUGAUGCUUGUACGGUGGUGGAGGAGCCCCGGAGCGUGCCGGGCACCAACGGGCACCCUUCGCCCAGCCUGCAGUACCCGGCGGCCUAUGGCCACCACGAGCACGCCGGUUACCGUCCCAAACCGGCGCUGGAGAGGCAGGACAGCAUGAGCUCCUCCAAGAGGGGCAGCGUGGUGGGGAGGAACCUCAACCGCUUCUCCUGCUUCGUCCGUUCGGGGGUGGAAGCCUUCAUCCUGGGUGACGUGCCCUUGAUGUCCAAGAUCGCUGAGGCAUACUGCAUCGAGAUGGGCUCCAAAGGUCCCCAGUGGAGGGCCAACCCCCACCCCUUCAUCUGCUCCGUGGAGGACCCGACCAAGCAAACCAAGUUCAAGGGCAUCAAGAGCUACAUCUCCUACAAGCUGACCCCCAGCAACAUCAACUCGCCCGUCUACCGGCGGUACAAGCACUUUGACUGGCUCUACAACCGCCUCCUGCACAAGUUCACCGUCAUCUCGGUGCCCCACCUGCCCGAGAAGCAGGCCACCGGGCGCUUCGAGGAGGACUUCAUCGAGAAGCGCAAGCGGCGGCUGAUCCUCUGGAUGGACCAUAUGACCAGCCACCCCGUCCUCUCCCAGUACGAGGGCUUUCAGCACUUCCUCUGCUGCCGCGACGAGAAGCAGUGGAAGCUGGGCAAACGCCGGGCGGAGAAGGACGAGAUGGUGGGCGCCAGCUUCCUCCUCACCAUCCAGAUCCCCACGGAGCACCAGGACCUGCAGGAUGUGGAGGACCGCGUGGAUGCCUUCAAGGCCUUCAGCAAGAAGAUGGACGACAGCGUCCUGCAGCUGACCAACGUGGCCUCGGAGCUGGUGCGCAAGCACGUGGGGGGCUUCCGGAAGGAAUUCCAGAAGCUGGGCAACGCUUUCCAAGCCAUCAGCCAGUCCUUCCACAUGGACCCCCCGUACAGCUUGGACGCCCUCAACAACGCCAUCUCCCACACGGGCAAGACGUACGAGACCGUGGGGGAGAUGUUUGCCGAGCAGCCCAAGAACGACCUGUUCCUCAUGCUGGACACUCUCUCUUUGUACCAAGGGCUCCUCUCCAACUUCCCAGACAUCAUCCACCUCCAGAAAGGCGCCUUCGCCAAGGUGAAGGAGAGCCAGCGGAUGAGCGACGAGGGCCGGAUGGACCAGGAGGAGGCGGACGGCAUCCGGAAGCGCUGCCGGGUGGUGGGCUUCGCCCUGCAAGCCGAGAUGAACCACUUCCACGAGCGGCGCGUGGCCGACUUCAAGAGGAUGAUGCAGUCCUACCUGAGGCAGCAGAUCGUCUUCUACCAGCGGGUCAGCCAGCAGCUGGAGAAGACGUUGCGCAUGUACGACAACCUCUAACGCCGCCCGCUUGCUGCCCCCACCGAAACCACGCACUUCUCUAUCCGCAGCCUUGCAGGCCUCCCCUGUUUGCGACGGGCUGAGAACGAACAGGAACUCAUCACGCUAGUGACCAAAUACCUUCGGGCUUUCUUCCCCCUUCCUGGGUGGGCAGGCUGUGGUCCUGCAAGGGAAGGGUUGGCCCACGGGCUGGCCGUGCCACCUCUUUCCCUGGGGACCUCCCACCCUGCUGCGGGUCUGGCGGGGACACGGCGGGGGGUCACAAGAGAGACAGACGUGGAGGUAACGGUGCCAGCAUCUCUGCCCAGUGAUUUUUAGCUUUCUGAAAACCCACCCUCCUGGAGCAGAGAGGUGGGUCCAUCCCAGCCCGCUGGGAGAAGAAAUCAAAGCGGUCAAACAUUUUGCACACUAAAAGCUUUUCUGAUGGAAAAAAAAAAGAAAGAGAAGAAAAAAGAUCUUUUAUUUGGAAGAGAAUGAUUUCAAUAUUUUCCAUUUUUCGCAAAGGUUUCUGCAGCAUUUUUACCAAUCAGUUUUUAAAUAGACGCACAGAGGCGAGGGGAAAUCUCUUUCUCAAGCGUGGCUGUUGACUGGGAAAAGGGAGAGGAAAAAAAAAA
This is a messenger RNA of Calidris pugnax (ruff), 2789 nucleotides long. RefSeq names its product sorting nexin 33 (gene SNX33). Lineage: Eukaryota; Metazoa; Chordata; Aves; Charadriiformes; Scolopacidae. Gene Ontology annotation, molecular function: protein binding; phosphatidylinositol binding. Gene Ontology annotation, cellular component: cytoplasmic vesicle; plasma membrane. The transcript is spliced from 2 exons. The coding region runs from base 481 to 2175 and encodes 564 amino acids. Gene Ontology annotation, biological process: plasma membrane tubulation; endocytosis; mitotic cytokinesis. The record is from RefSeq and is a predicted model, not a curated record.